ACCACCGUCGCCUGUUGAUGACGUAGCUGAGGCGGUGUUUACCAUGGCGGCUCUCUGCUGAUUGAAAUUUAAUUGUGGGUUUAACCGCUGCAGGACCCUUCUCUAGGAAAUACUGAACCCUGUUUCAUCCACAAUGACCAACAGGACUUCAUACUUUUAUGACCCAGACGUGGGAAACUUCCAUUACGGUGCUGGCCACCCAAUGAAGCCUCAUCGUUUGUCCCUGACUCAUAGUCUGGUGCUACACUAUGGACUCUACAAGAAAAUGAUGGUGUUUAAGCCCUACAAAGCUUCUCAGCAUGACAUGUGCCGCUUUCACUCUGAAGACUACAUAGACUUCCUCCAGAAGGUCAGCCCCAACAACAUGCAGGGCUUCACAAAGAGCCUCAACACUUUUAAUGUUGGCGAUGACUGUCCUGUGUUUCCAGGACUUUUUGAGUUUUGCUCAAGAUACACAGGAGCCUCUUUGCAGGGAGCUACGCAGCUCAACCACAAGAUCUGUGACAUAGCCAUUAACUGGGCCGGUGGUUUGCAUCAUGCCAAAAAGUUUGAGGCGUCGGGCUUCUGUUACGUGAACGACAUCGUCAUCAGUAUACUGGAGCUGCUCAAAUACCACCCUAGGGUUCUCUACAUCGACAUCGACAUUCACCACGGUGACGGCGUCCAGGAGGCCUUUUACCUGACUGACAGGGUCAUGACGGUGUCCUUUCACAAAUAUGGGAACUACUUUUUCCCAGGAACAGGUGACAUGUACGAGGUUGGAGCAGAAAGUGGACGGUACUACUGCCUCAAUGUUCCUCUGAGAGAUGGAAUCGAUGACCAGAGCUACAGGCAGCUGUUCCAGCCAGUUAUCAAACAGGUGGUGGAUUUCUAUCAGCCAACGUGCAUCGUCCUGCAGUGUGGAGCAGACUCUCUGGGCUGUGACCGGCUGGGCUGCUUCAACCUCAGCAUACGUGGACACGGAGAGUGUGUGGAGUUUGUGAAGAGUUUUAAGAUUCCUCUGCUGGUCCUUGGAGGAGGAGGGUACACCGUGAGGAACGUGGCUCGCUGCUGGACAUUUGAGACGUCUCUGCUACUGGAUGAAUCCAUCAGUGAUGAGCUGCCUUACAGCGAGUAUUUUGAGUACUUUGCUCCAGAUUUCACUCUGCAUCCUGAUGUAAGCACCAGGAUAGAAAACCAGAACUCCAGACAGUAUCUGGAGCAGAUCCGUCAGACCGUUUUUGAGAACUUGAAGAUGUUAAACCAUGCGCCCAGUGUCCAGAUCCAUGACGUUCCCUCUGACAUGCUGAGCUAUGAACGCAACGACGAGCCGGACCCCGACGAGAGGGGAGCGGAGGAAAACUACACCAGGCCGGAGGCAGCCAACGAGUUCUACGAUGGUGACCAUGACAACGACAAAGAGAGCGAUGUGGAAAUCUGACCCUGGAGACGGAGAGCCUUCAGGAUUCUUAAUCUCUGCUGGCUGAAGCGAGACUUUUCUGGAAGGACGGAGGAGAGCUGCUCCGCUGUAACAGUGGGAGGGUUCUACUGAUGAGACCGCCAUCAGCCAUCAGCUUCGCCACCACAGUUCAUCAGAACAGGCCGAAGUUUGCACCAGAGCCUUGUAGAUAAUCUAAUGGAGUCUAUUUUCAAAACGCAGCGUCCUUAUUUCUAUCUGUCAGAUAUUACAACAGUAUUUUCAUACACAGGACACUGAGACUGCUGUUCUCAAUAUCAGCUCACAAAUGUUUAAAUUUACCCAGAACAACACAAGAUCAAAUGUUCUCUAGCAGCGUGGACGCAGAACUCUAAUUCUACUCUGUAUUUGCUGAAGUCUGCAUUCUUUCCUGACAUGUUUUCCUCUUCAAAAUGUCGUCCAACUUAUAAGAAUGACUGAAAAUGAAAACGUGAUCUUAAACAUCGAUCCUCCUGUAGGACGUGUACUUGGAAGCUUUUCAAGUGCCUACCAGCAUCCAUGAGGGGCCGAUGAGUGACGUCUUUAAACUGUCAGAGCUAAAUAAAAUAUCACAGGGGCUGUUUAUGUCAGAGCUGUCCCUUUAAGCUGGCGUCAUGGAUUUGUACCAGUGAACGCUGGUAAAUCAGCCUCAUGAGCUGAUAAAACGUUAUUCUCCAUUCCUCUGCUCUGUAAAUACAUUUAAGCGUCUGGAUGUCAGCUGUGUUCCUCGUGUCGAUGAGAGUGAUGGAGAGGAGGAGCCUGGGGCUAAAAACAUCUUUAAGUGAAGCAGACGCUGAUGUUGGUGCCGAUCCUUUACUCUGAUUGGCUCAUUACUGAUGCAUCACAGGGUUAAAGGCUGCUUCCUCCUGCCAGCUCCUCCUCUUUUUUAUGUCUUUUUUGAUAUCGUUGUCUACUGUUUUAAUAAAAGCUCACUGAAUGGC
Messenger RNA from Cheilinus undulatus (humphead wrasse), 2376 nucleotides. It is a transcript of the gene hdac3, whose product is annotated as histone deacetylase 3. NCBI's taxonomy places the organism in Eukaryota, Metazoa, Chordata, Actinopteri, Labriformes, Labridae. The record is from RefSeq and is a predicted model, not a curated record. The transcript is spliced from 15 exons. Bases 134 to 1420 code for a protein of 428 amino acids. Gene Ontology annotation, molecular function: histone deacetylase activity.